CAGUCCGAUCGUGACACAUAGCUAGAUAAUCACAUGACCGUGUUGCAGAUUACACCAGCCCACUUCCGGUUCAACACGCCCUCUAUACGGAAGCGUAGCCGGGUAACUUCGGACAAAAAAAGAACCGAAUCCUCUCAGCCCACGAACAGUGCAACCUGCACAUCCUUCAGUGAGGUUACCUCCCCUUCGCAGGAAGUGAGUAAUUUGCACAGCUCCCCUCAACAGGAAGUAAGUCUCAAAAAGGGUAGCUCCCCUACACAGGAACAGGAAGUGGGUAAGACUCAGGGGUCCAGCACAGGGGAUAAAUUAAGGCAAGGUGAGGGGCCAGAGAAAGGAGUAAGUGUUGAAGUUCAGGAGAAAGCAAUUGAAAUCCAGAAACAGGAAGUAAGUUAUAAAGUAGUGGAAGACAUUCAGAGGGAGGAAGAAGAACAAUUGGACUUUGAAAUACAACAAGCGCAGGAGGAAUUAGCUAAAGUUUGGGAACGAGUAAGAGCAGAAGAAAGCGAAAUGUCCGGUGAAGCUUUGGCAUCUGCCGUAAAUCGGCUUGAAGCAGUAGCUACCCGACUUGAAGCAUUGGCUUUGAAAGCGCCAUCUAGCAGGGCAUCAAGUGCUGAACCAGAUGUAGCAGCCCCAUAUGUUCAGGCGUUUGAUGACCUCCUUAAAGGAGGAUUUGCCAAUUUCCAGUCCCUCAGUGCCAAGAUUGGAGGAGAUGUCAAAACUAUGUGUGAUGUCGUUACCAAGACAGCCGAUGCCCAGAGAGCGUUCCUCAACAUGGCAUCCAAGUGUAAAGAACCAACAGACAAAAGUCUACUGGCCAAACUUUUACAGCCUACAUCACAAGGCAUACAGGAAAUUAUGGAGUUUCGUGAGAGUAAAAGACAGAGCCCAUUUUUCAACCAUCUGUCCACGAUUAGUGAAUCCAUUCCAGGUUUCGGCUGGGUCUCGGUCGCCCCGACUCCUGGCCCAUACCUCAAGGAUUUCAUUGAUGCUGGCAUGUUCUACUCAAAUCGUAUCCUCAAAGAAUUCAAAGAAAAGGACCAGACCCAUGUUGACUGGGUGAAGAGUUGGAAUGCUAUGUUCAAGGAUCUUCAAGGUUAUAUAAAGGCCUACCAUACCACGGGCGUGGCCUGGAACCCCAAGGGAGGAGAUGCUGCCAGCUUCUCUGCUGGGGGUAAAGCUGCCCCCUCUGGAGGUCCUCCGGCUCCCCCUCCACCAGGCCCCCCACCACCACCCCCUCCACCAGCGGUCGAUGCUCCAGCUGGAUCGACAGAACAAAGCAGUGACAGUGACGGAAGGACAAAACUAUUUGAUGCUAUCAACCAGGGAACUGAAAUCACCAAAGGCCUUAAGAAGGUGUCAGACUCGAUGAAGACCCACAAGAACCCAGCACUGAGACAAGGGCCAGCUCCCUUCAAGGCUACACCAACAGUGAAGCCCGCACCCAAGCCUGCUCCCAAACCCGCAGCCAAACCCGCAGCCAAACCUCCAGUCACUGAGCUACAGAACGGCAAGAAGUGGAUUGUGGAGAACCAUGUAAACAACCCCAGCAUUGAGAUUACAAACACCUCCAUUAACCAGACGGUGUACAUCUACAAAUGUGAAAGGUCAACCAUCCAGAUCAAGGGCAAGGUCAACUCCAUUGUUGUAGACACCUGUAAGAAAGUGGGCGUGGUUUUUGAUGACCUUGUGUCAUCCUUGGAGUUCAUCAACUGUCAGAGCGUCAAAGGACAGGUGAUAGGGACAAUGCCGACUGUAUCUAUAGACAAAACAGACGGCGCCCAAAUAUACCUCAGCAAGGACUCCUUGAAGGCGGAAAUCGUCAGCGCCAAGUCUUCAGAAAUGAACGUUGUCAUACCGAAGGACGGAGACUUUGUUGAAUUUGCUCUCCCAGAACAAUUCAAGUCAACUUUUGAUGGCAAAAAAAUGGCUACUAUUAUCUCAGACAUCUAAACACAUGUGAAGAAGACUGCCACCUAGUGGACACAUUUUGAACUAUGCUAGACAGCUCUCAUAUCAUUCCAGGUUUAAUAAAAUAGAUUUGGAAUCUGGCCAUAAUAUUUCUGUAGCCCAGUGGUCCACAAAGAUGCUUCAAGAGGCUAUCAACGGAGGCCUUAUUUUUGUGCUUAUAUUUUGUAAGAAUCAUUAACAUAACGGCCAUGUUUGUUUAUCCAACAUAUUUUUAUCUUUAGUAAUAUAUAUAUAUAGAAGGAUGUUUCAAAUGGCCUGCUCAAAAGUUUGCAUUCAGGAGACUAUCCAAUAUUAAGCUUAAAAUUCUUUACAAGAAAAUGGAAGAACAUUCUAUAUGAAAUAAAAUAUUAAGGCCUAGUUAAGAUUAUUUUAAAAUAUGAGUAAAAAUCUUUUCAUAAAGUGCUAAAAUUAUACAGUCAAUAUUGAUUUACACAAUUAUACUUCUAUGACAUAGUGCAAUUAUAUUCAUAUCCCAUAAAAUGUGUGCUGAUAAAUCCCAGUCAAUUUUUCAUCUGAUAAUGUACUUAAGACUUUCAUUGUGGUUUGGUUUUGUAAGAAAGUAAAAACAGCAAAUGGAUGCUUACAAACUGGUGUCUAUAUGAUCAUUGCCAGUCAUAGUGUCACCCCUGGCAACAACCCUCGUGUUUGAUACAACCUUGCUUUUGUGUUGUUAACACAACAUUAUUUGUAAAGUUUUCACAAACAAAAUUGUCUAUAAAAUCUGUAGUUAUCUCCCUUAGACCAGUGUUGAAUAAAUCUGUAGUUACCUCCCUUAGACCACUGCUCUGUCUGAAACUAACAGUAUUGAAUAUGAUUAAUGCUUUGCAUGAAACUUUAAUUUGAAUUGUCUUCCCAGAGAGAGAAAUAUGACAGAUUCACUUUUGUAUAUAACUUCAUCACAGAUCUUUGUUUAUUAAUUAAUCCAAUUUGAGGCUUAUCAGAUGGACAAAACGGUGGUAUUAAAAUCUAUGCAAGUUUUUGUGAUAAUUCAUAGCUGCUAAGGCUAAAGUAAAAAUGUUCUUCUAAAAUUAUGGAGUUAUUUAGAGUAAAAUAAACUGACAAUGCCAGAAGUCUUGAGGAUUUAAAUAGUCUUACUUAUUUAAAUGUAUAAAGUGUACUAUAAAAAAACUGAUGUGUAUACCUAUGAAUUGCAUAUUAUUAUUGAUUAGUAAACCUUGCACCCCUUAAGAAAUCAUAGUGCAAUCAUCCACACGGGAAAAUCUAUUGUGAAUGAAGGGGGUAUGUAAGGUUGUCCUCCUUACGUAUGUCUCAUCAUCUAUAUGCUUGUAACUUAUGUAUUACUAGUAGAGACCAAACAAGCUACGAAAUGAAUCUGAUGUGUUUCACUACGAAGGGUGUGAUGGAUUGUGUAGGGUCAACAGUUGUGACCCCAGCGAUUAUGUUCAAUUCUGCAAAUGUCUGAUUGGUAUAGACUGUGGAAAAUGACAUAAAUUAAACAGAAAUUUCAAAGUGAUUUAAAUAAAUUAAACAGAAAUUUCAAAGUGAUUUAAUUAAUUAUAAGGUUUCAUUUUGAUUUUAAGUAAUGAAGCAAUAUAUGUUAAGUAAUAUUAUUGAUAUAUGUAUCUAAUUUAAAAGCCUAUAUUUAAUUAAUCUGUCCUAUUUAAUUAAGCUCCCUCUUUUUAUUAACCAAUACCCUUGUUUAGGUUCACAUCCUGCUAUCCCUAAUGUGGCUUUGAUGGACUAACCCAGUCCAGUCUAUGUUUAUGGAAGAGGGGAUAGUUAUAAUGACCACCUGUGCCCCUAUAAUAAUACACAUGAGGAAAAGCAAUGGAGUAAGUCUGGAAAAUAUUGAUAGAAUUUCUCAAAAAGGAGAUUCAGCCCCUCCAAACAUUUGAUUGUCAUCAGCCAAACUGAAAACACAGCACAGCAUAAAGUUAAACAAACUCAUUAACAGGUGUAUUCUGGGAUAGAAAGGGACUGUAAAGAGGAACUUCUACUGCUUGUAUUUCUGCAUGUUAAAUUGUAUACGAACAAAAACCAUAUAAAUAAAUUUGUAAACCAUCUGA
This is a messenger RNA of Pecten maximus, 3995 nucleotides long. RefSeq names its product adenylyl cyclase-associated protein 1-like. Gene Ontology annotation, biological process: cytoskeleton organization; cell morphogenesis; regulation of adenylate cyclase activity. The record is from RefSeq and is a predicted model, not a curated record. NCBI's taxonomy places the organism in Eukaryota, Metazoa, Mollusca, Bivalvia, Pectinida, Pectinidae. Gene Ontology annotation, cellular component: cytoplasm. The transcript has 14 exons. Gene Ontology annotation, molecular function: adenylate cyclase binding; actin binding. The coding region runs from base 34 to 1950 and encodes 638 amino acids.